Messenger RNA from Stereum hirsutum FP-91666 SS1, 2105 nucleotides. RefSeq names its product P-loop containing nucleoside triphosphate hydrolase protein. Gene Ontology annotation, molecular function: ATP binding; RNA binding; RNA helicase activity. Bases 54 to 1916 code for a protein of 620 amino acids. The transcript has 9 exons. Gene Ontology annotation, biological process: mRNA splicing, via spliceosome. The record is from RefSeq and is a predicted model, not a curated record. Gene Ontology annotation, cellular component: spliceosomal complex. Lineage: Eukaryota; Fungi; Basidiomycota; Agaricomycetes; Russulales; Stereaceae.
CAUCGUUCCUGUCCCCUUCAACUUCAAGUUGCCACUUGCCACAUCCAAGAACUAUGUCUGCUCCCGAAUCCGCCCCAAAACGCCGCAGAAUUCAGCGCUCGCCCUCGCCAGAGUAUAAGCUUGACGACGUCGAAGACUACGAACCAUAUAUCCCAGUAGCUCAGAGGAAGCAAGCCAAGCUUGCGAAGCUCAAUUCAUGGGGUCCGAACGCUGACAAGGAGAAGGCUCGCCGGCUUCAGCAGGAGAAGGAGGAGCGGGAGGACGAAGAAGCUGAAGAGGAGCGUCGAAAGGAGCGGGCGAGGAAAGAGAGAACUCUGCUAAUGGAGGCGCAAGAGGUUCAUUCUAAGAAGGCUCUUGAAGAUGCUCAGAAGACCGAGUUGGAGAAGCGAGACGAAGAAGAGGCCCAAAUUCUGGCUGCUAUUGCCAGUCGAAAGAAGCUUGCCUCCGACCUGGAGCUUGCUCAAGGUGUGCAAUACACUGAGCCUCUAAAGACUUCAUGGAGACCCCCACAUUAUAUUCGCAAUAGGUCUGACGAGGAGCAAGCCAAAAUCCGCGAAAAGCAUCAAAUUAUUGUCGAGGGGCAAGACAUCCCACCACCAAUACCCUCUUUCGCCGACAUGAAACUUCCUGAACCUCUCCUCAAAUUCCUCAAGUCAAAGCGUAUCACUACCCCUACACCAAUUCAAAUCCAGGGUCUUCCUGUGGCCUUCUCUGGUCGCGACAUGAUAGGCAUUGCAUUUACGGGCUCUGGCAAAACCCUUGCAUUCUGCAUUCCCAUCAUCAUGCUCGCUCUCGAGGAAGAAUCUAAACUCGCUUUCGUCCGCGGUGAAGGCCCAGUCGGUGUCAUCCUCUGUCCCUCGCGUGAACUCGCCUCACAAACGUACGAGAAUAUUGUUCAAUGGACAGAAGCACUUUCGUCCACAGGUCAAUACCCGCGCCUCAAUACCCUACUGUGUAUGGGCGGAAUCAGCAUGGGCGAGCAGAGUCAUGUGCUGAAUAAGGGACUACAUAUCGUUGUGGCCACUCCAGGACGGUUGAUCGACAUGCUUGAGAAGAAGAAGUUCAAUUUUGAUAGUUGCAAGUAUAUGUGCAUGGACGAGGCAGACAGGAUGAUUGACCUGGGUUUCGAGGAGGACGUUCGGAACAUCAUGAGUUUCUUCAAGCGUCAACGUCAAACUCUCCUGUUCUCGGCUACCAUGCCUCGAAAAAUCCAAGACUUCGCCCAACAAUCACUCAUCAAACCCAUUCUUGUCAACGUUGGUCGUGCCGGUGCUGCCAACUUGGACGUUCUGCAAGUGGUCGAAUACGUCAAGCAGGAGGCAAAGAUGGUCUACCUCCUAGAAUGUCUGCAGAAGACUGCUCCUCCGGCUAUCAUUUUCAGUGAGAAUAAGAACGAGGUUGAUGACAUUCAAGAGUAUCUUCUUCUCAAAGGUGUCGAAGCUGUAGCCAUUCACGGAUCCAAAUCCCAAGAAGAACGUCAAUACGCCAUCAAAUCCUUCAAAUCCGGCGCCAAGGAUGUCAUGGUUGCAUCCGGUGUUGCGUCUAAAGGUCUUGACUUCAACGAUAUCCAACACGUCAUCAUCUUCUCCAUGCCCAAAGAAAUCGAAGAUUAUGUGCAUCAGAUCGGCCGUACGGGGCGUAGUGGCAAGACCGGUAUCGCGACGACAUUCGUGAACAUGAACACACCAGAACAGACCCUCUUAGAUCUCAAGUAUCUGUUGAUGGAGGCUGGCCAGAAGGUUCCUCCCUUCUUGCAAACUAUCGAAGAUCCGCGCGCAGCACAGGGCGGCGCCCUCAAGGGAUGUCCGGUCUGUGGUGGUCUCGGACACGGUAUCUCGAAUUGUCCAAAGCUGGAAGAUACACAGCGGCGGACGAUGGCUGCUCAUCGUUCGUCAGAGGGUGGAGGUGGAUAUUGAUUACUUUAUUGGUUCGGGGUCCUUUCCAUCGCCACAUUUUGUAUUUUUAUGUGCUUGUACCAUCUCCUGCUCCUUAUUUGUGGCAGUAUUCUGUCUUGACCAUUUCAAGAGUCAUCCACUCCUCUUUACAGAUCAUACAAUGAUCUCCACGAUGGUGAAUGUUUCUACAAGAAUAUUGAGCAAUAUAUU